AUGGCCAAGGACGGCAAGAGCAACACGGUGGUUAAGGCUUUGGAGCCUGGCAACUUGAACCAGCUUGUGGCCCUACUCGGCGAACAACACGUGGCUUGGUAUGACGCCGAGCCCAAGAUCAAGCCCAAACUCAAGCACAAGAAUGACGGUGAGCCAUUAAAAGCGACCGAUGAACUGGUAUUGCAACUGAAGCAACAAGCGCAACAGUUGCUUGAAAACGAAGUGACACGAUUCGACACGCAAAAGAGUGGCAAAAUGUCAAGUGAUGACAAAUAUUUGUCGACAAUGAUGAAGUCCGGUACAUUGGCCGAUAGAGUGGCCGCGCUCACUCUAACGUCGCAGGCGUCACCACUGCACUCGCUUGUUCGCAUCGGCCAGCUCAUUACCAUGGCCAGUAAGAAGGCCCGACGUGAAAGCCUCAUGGCCGUGGACUCUCUCAAGGAUCUUUUCCUUAAUAACCUUUUGCCAGACGAGGCAAAACUUCGUUUCUUCCACCAGCACCCGUUGCAUGCGGCCCAGAACUCGCCCGCUCACUUAGUGCUCUAUUUCUUUGAGCACUGCCUUAAAACAGCCUACGCCCAGCUCACUGGAGUGUUGGCCGCCGGUAUGGACGACGCUGUGGACAGCCACAAGCGCGCGUGUCUGCGUGCAGCCAACGCGCUGCUCAAGGCCAAGCCCGAACAAGAGGCAGUGCUGCUGGCCAUGCUUGUAAACAAACUCGGUGACCCGGAUCGCAAAAUUGCGGCGUAUUUGCAUCGAAUGUUGCAAGAUUUGCUACGUGAACAUCCGGCCAUGAAGCGCGUGGUGGUGGACGAAGUGGAACGUUUACUCACGCGGCCAAAGGUGUCGGACCGGGCCAAAUACAACGCCGUGUUGUUCUUGAACCAGAUUUACCUCGAAGGUGAUGGAGUGGACACUGAUCUGGCUGGCCACUUGAUCUCAGUAUACUUUGGACUAUUCUCAAAGGAAGUACACCGACAUGACGAGAAGACCAAGAGUGAAAAAGACGCAAAAGAUGGCAAAAAGCACAAGAAAAACAAAAAGAAAAACUCCACACCAGCCUCCGACGAGGCCAUGGACCGCAAGUUGCUAAGUGCACUUCUAGUCGGUGUUAACCGUGCGUUCCCAUACGCCAAUGCCACGUCGGCCAACUUCACUGAAGAGAUCGACUCGCUGUUCCAAGUUGUACACCGUGCCCACCACAGUACCAGCGUCCAAGCGCUUAUGCUGUUAUUCCAGGUUAUGAACAGCACCAAUUCAGUGUCCGACCGGUUCUACACGGCGUUGUACGGCAAGCUAAUCGACCCCAAAGUGCGCGAGACAUCCAAGCACACUCUGUUCUUGAACCUCAUCUUCCGGGCCGUGAAGGCCGACGUGUCACCGGCACGUGCCGGGGCCUUCACCAAGCGUUUAUUGCAACUGGCCAGUGUCAUGCCACCCGCUUUCGCCUGUGCUGUGCUCUUCUUGUUGUCCGAAUUGCUAAAGGUGAAGCCGCAACUGCGUACGUUGCUGGACCAACCCGAGUCUGGCUCUACAGUUGCCGGUGACGAGCACUUUGAAGAUGUAAAAACAGAGGAAAUUAAGCUUGAAAAAGAAGAAUCCGACGACGAGGAGGACACGACGGAAGACGCGGGUGUCAGUACAUUAGACGACGGUCUGACGGAUGAAGAGCGCUCGGCUAAAGUGCUGGCCCGAAUGUUCGGUACACCAGACAAGGAGACGAAGAACGAGGCUGCUGUUGUGAGCUUCGAUGACGUGCCGAAUACUAAGGAAGAAGGCGGAUACGACGCUAGUAAACGGAACCCGCUGUUCGCUGGCGCAGAGACGUCGUGUGCCUGGGAACUGCAGAUGCUGGCCCGCCAUUAUCACCCGUCUGUGCAAAGUUUCACACGUCAGCUACUUGAUAACAAAGACUCAGGUAUUCAGUAUGCUGGAGAUCCGUUGAUGGACUUCACGAUGCACGCGUUCUUUGAGAAGUUCGUCAACAAGAAGCCACGUCAUAAAGUGGCGGAGACGAGUGGGGACAACGGCGCCAAGGCGAAGAACUGGACGUUCGCACCGAUCAAUACGGAGGCAGUGUUGCAGGAGAAUGAGGCCAACGUGGACGCGAGCGACCAGUUCUUCUACAAGUUCUUCAAAGAGCGUGCGUCGCGCGAUGCUGAGCAUCCGAAUAAUCGUCGUAAGAAGAGUAAGAAUGAGCGGGAUGCCGACGCGUUGUCUGAUGUGGAGGAGGGCGCGGAUGAUGAAGAGAUCGAUGCGUACGCCCAGGAACUGGCUGAGGGGAUUUUGGAGGAUGGAAACCAUGACGACGAAGACCCGGACAUGGAGGCCUGGAGCGACUCGGGAGACGAGGAAGAACCGAGUUUGGAGGGCGAAGACGAAGAGAUGUCGGAGUUUGCUGCUCCCGAAGAGGGUGACGGUGAAUCUGUUGCUAGUGAGCAGGACGAUGACGACGAGGAAGACGAGGAAGACGCCUUUGAUUUCUCUGUUAUGGGCGCAGAUGACGACGAUGAAGUGCUGCAGGAAGAGCUGCAAGAGCUGGGCGCCAAGAGGAAGAAACAGACGCCGCCUAAGGCUGGAGACAAGCGGAAGUCCUUGUUUGCCAGCGCUGACGAGUACGAGCAGAUUGUGAAGGAAGCCAUGGCCAAGCAGGCUAAAGGCUCGAAACCGACAAAGGGCAAGAAUUCAAAGAAGCCGCGGCGAUCGUAG
This is a messenger RNA of Phytophthora infestans T30-4, 2709 nucleotides long. RefSeq lists its product as uncharacterized. Lineage: Eukaryota; Oomycota; Peronosporomycetes; Peronosporales; Peronosporaceae. Bases 1 to 2709 code for a protein of 902 amino acids. The record is from RefSeq and is a predicted model, not a curated record. Gene Ontology annotation, cellular component: nucleus. The transcript has a single exon.